AAAGCUCCGCGUGCCAACCUGCCUCAGUACGAUGUAGCUUUAGGGAAUUGUUAGCUUUUAACCGUUAGUGCUUGAAAUUGAAGCGUAUUUACAAUCAGACUCCUGUAGUGAACGUUAACAAACAGGAAACGGUUCCCAAGUGAUACAAGCUUGGAAAAAACAAACAAACAAACAAACAAAAAUAAUCAUUGUUUUGUUUGGAAACCACCCCGUCUGUUUGUCCUCGUGCUCUGUUUAUGUGUUCACGCGCUGAUAGGUUCUACAAUGCGUCCUGCGCUCGUGCGUCGUCUUCGGCGGCUGGUUAAACCCUGGGAUGGUUUUUGAGGACACAGAGAUGUCUGUAUCUUGAUCAAAACGCAGAUUUGUGUGCGGAAUUUCUCGGGACUCUGUGGAUUGUUUGUUUCUCUUAUAGUUUUUAGAGGGGGAAAUGCCUGGACGGAACAGGUACAACCUGGUGGACGACGCUGCGGAUUCGCGCGUGCCGCUUCACAACGACGAGGCGUUUCAGCACGGCAUUCAUUUCCAAGCCAAGUAUAUUGGUAGUCUGGAUGUUUCAAGACCUAACAGUCGUGUGGAGAUCGUCGCUGCCAUGCGGAGAAUCAGAUACGAGUUCAAGGCGAAGAACAUUAAGAAGAAGAAAGUGAACUUGGUGGUCUCAGUGGACGGAGUAAAAGUGAUACUUCGCAAGAAGCAGAAGAGGAAAGAGUGGACUUGGGAUGAAAGUAAAAUGCUGGUGAUGCACGACCCAGUGUAUAGGAUUUUCUAUGUGUCCCAUGACUCUCAGGAUUUAAAGAUUUUUAGCUAUAUUGCCAGAGAUGGGUCCAGCAACAGCUUCAGAUGCAACGUCUUCAAAUCCAAAAAGAAGAGUCAGGCAAUGCGUAUAGUGAGGACAGUAGGCCAGGCCUUCGAGGUGUGCCAUAAGCUGAGUCUGCAGUCUGCUGAUGGACAGAUGGACGGACAGAUGGACAGACUCGCACUUGAAGAGAGUGGAAAAUCUGAGGAGGAAACACCUAGUGAAGGCCAAGAGUUGACCGGAGCUGAGCGCAUCAGUUGUAUAGAAAUGGAGAUGAAGCCUCUGCCAGCCAGUGUUUGUGAACAAGCCAUUAAUGACGUCCUUCAGAGCCUCUCAGAGCUGAACAUGGUGAAGCCAGGAAAAACUCUCCAGGAACUAGAGGAGAUGCCUCUUCAUCCUCUGUCUCCCAGCAGCCCUCGCUCUCUGUCUCGCACACCACUGGCUGACCAGCACCAUCUCCAGUUAUUACAGCAGCAGGUACUACAGCAGCAACAGCAAGCUCAAGUCGCAGUGGCACAGGUGCAACUGCUGAAGGAUCAGAUAGCAGCAGAGACGGCUGCCAGGAUGGAGGCUCAGGCCAGGAGCCACCAGCUGCUGCUGCAGAACCGAGACCUGCUACAGCACAUAGCGCUGCUGGUCCAACAUGUCAGUGAGCUGGAGGCCAAGGUCAAUGGCCAUGCAAAGAAUGAAGACUGGCGAAGCUCAUCAUCCUGUUCUCUCUCUCUUAACCUGAAAAACCACUACAGUUCAGACCAGCCUAUCACCUCAACGCCAGCAGGAGAGCUCCAAUCACCACCCUAUACCAUGGCCUACGCUGAGUCCUACCUCAGCCUGCUCAGAACAGGAACGUCUCGUACCGUCACGGCAAACGGAGAGCCAUCAAACACCGGACACAAGCAGAGAACGGGCAGUACGAGCAGCGACUUCACCCAGCUUAAUUCAGCAGCAGUGGAUCAGCGGUUUAAAGAAAUCAUUCCAAAGCUGGACCCGCCCCCUCCUCCGGUCAGCCGAAAGCGCCCAAACAGAACAGGAUCAGAAACAGCAGCAAGUCUGGCCUUCAGAUCAUCCUUCCCUGACAUCACACCGUGUUUUGUUUCUCCGGGAGAGUUCGGCAACGAUCUCAGCACCUCCUGUUCGGCAAGCGAGGAUUCCGGCAUGCGCUCUGACAUCAAGCCAUCCGGAGAGGAUCUGUUUGACCGCAACUCCGCCCUGCUUUCUACAUCCAGCACCUGCAGCAGUUUACCAGAUGACCACCCCCUGGCUGGAACUCCGCCCCGGCCAGCCACGCCCAACAGCUACGAAUGCACACUUCCGUUUUCAUCACCCCUUAACAAAACCUGCCUUCACAUCAGUCUGAGCGAUGAUGAGCUUCUGGAGGAAGGGAUCUUUACCACAGAAAGUCCAAUUAGUAACUCGCUUAGCAGUUAGCAUUAAGGGUAACUACCUCGAAACCAACGAGGGUUUACGACUGGACGAAAUAUAGCUACUUAAGUCGUACUUUCUACUGCAGCAAAAGAAAAACAUUAAGUGACAACGGAGAUGACAACAUCUAUAAGACGUUUAGAGGCAUUUCACAGCUAUUAUGCAUUAGUUUUGUGUCUCUAUAUUUUAGUGUAAUCAUGACUGCUGUGAUUGUGCUGUAGUUUAAUGGCAAAACCUUUGCCAUUGUUUUUUUCUUCCCUGUCUGGAGUUUCCCAUGGUCUCCCAAUUCCCAUUUUCUCUGGGUUCUACAGUUUUCCUUCUAAGGUGGUUUGCCAAACUUGGCCCCUUGGUUUGAAUGUCUGUACAAUGUGUCCUGUAAUGCACUGGCAUCCUAUCAUGGCACCCAAUGUUAAUGGAACAUGUUUUGGACCACAACUCAGGAUAAAGCGGUUACAGGAGAUGGAUGAAUGGAUAGAUGGGCCGAAGGAUGGAUGGAUGAAUGGGUGGGUGUGUGGAUUGCUUAAAGGAUAGAUGCAUGGAUGGGUGGAUUGAUUAAAGAAUAGGUGCAGAAAUGAAUGGAUGGAUUUAUUAAGAACUUAUUUUUUAAGGGUCAUAUUUAGAGUUCAUUGAAUAAUUUGAACAUUUGCAGACUGAAGUUAAAGACUGAAAUCUUGAUCACAAGUCAUGCAUGUUGGGUGGACUUUACCUACAACUGAAGAUUCUUCAUGGCAAAGAAAAAAAAUCAAGCGUGUAACUCUCACCUGAUCUUUCUUCAAAUAACAUUCUUCACAUAAAUAUUGGACUUAAUACAGCUCUAAAUACAUCUUGCUAUCUGCAACAUCUUUAAACACUGUUCAUGUGCAAAUGUGAUGGAAAUUUAUUUACACUGGACUGCUGUGUAUAAUAGAAAUAUUUUUUUUUUUAGAAAAAUGAUUGUGUUAACUUAGAACCUAGAAAGGAAAAGGUAUCGAAAUGUGUUAGAAAAAAGACUUCUUUUUUUUUUUUAGCCGCUACAUUUUAUUGUAUGAGUUUAUACAUCUAGUCCAUGGACUACUGUUUGUCAGAAUAGAAGUGAAAAUGAAAUAUUAAUGAAAUGCACUUGAAGGUUAAAGAGAAGAUGGGAUAAAUAGCCAGAGAACAUAAUAUUUAAAAAAAUAUAUAAUAUGUAAAAAAAAAUACAAAAAACACACAUUUUGAUGAUGUGCAGAGAAUGACAGUGAAAUGGAAGUAGAGUGAGUUGAAUCCAGAAAUUAUAAUCAGAGCAAAUCACUGCUCAUUGAGUUUGGAUUAAGGAGCGGAACGUUUGAGAUCCAAAUGAACAAAGCAUAAUUGAACUUCUGAAUCAUGUUUGUAACGCUGCCAUGGUGUUAUCGUGAAAGCCUACAAAAUCCUUAUCACUUCCUGAAGGAGACUGGCAGUGAUAAACAGACUUAGCAGUGAAUUGACUCAAAGGAAACGAGGCCAAAGUAAAUCAAUUUUCCUUCUCUGUGGAUUUCCUAGUCAUGUUUCCGAUACAGAUAUCAUCAUGGUGAACUAAGAACACAUCCGGUUCUGACUCUGUUUGUUCCUAGUCCAAUAGCAGUGAUGACACUGAGGUAGGUUUAAAAUGAACCCGACAAACCUGACAGACUUUUGAGACACAAAACUGUGAAAUGUUCUUGAAGACAUUAAUAAGAGCAAUAAGAGAUCUAUCAAGAAAAAUGGUUAGCUUUGUGUACUAGCGAAAGAAAUAAGAAAAUGAAAGAAUGAUUAAUGAAAGAAGGGAUUAAUAGAGGGGAAGAUGGUGUGCGCAGGGGUGAUGAUCUGCAGCCAUGAGUAGGAGGAAGUACUGUAGGUGGAAAAGACAUGGAAGUAGGGAGUGAAUUUGCAGGAUCACUGUGGAAGCAGGUAGUUAAACCUACAGAGAAAUAAAAGAAUAAAUAAACAAAAUCCAUCUUAAAACAUA
Tachysurus fulvidraco (yellow catfish) is the source of this 4160-nucleotide messenger RNA. RefSeq names its product carboxyl-terminal PDZ ligand of neuronal nitric oxide synthase protein. The record is from RefSeq and is a predicted model, not a curated record. Gene Ontology annotation, molecular function: nitric-oxide synthase binding. Bases 428 to 2221 code for a protein of 597 amino acids. The transcript has 11 exons. NCBI's taxonomy places the organism in Eukaryota, Metazoa, Chordata, Actinopteri, Siluriformes, Bagridae.